Molecule: messenger RNA, 1551 nt
Organism: Oldenlandia corymbosa var. corymbosa
Lineage: Eukaryota; Viridiplantae; Streptophyta; Magnoliopsida; Gentianales; Rubiaceae
Source: the annotation of a GenBank genome assembly
UGUUCUUUUGUCUCUUUGAUAUAGCACAUUGUUUUGAGAGGAUCAAGUCGAGAGUACUCAUGGAGGCUAAAAAUGAUAGUCCGGGUCCUUUUCCGAUGGGCGAAACUCCACAGGAGAAAGGUGGUUUUGAUCAUGUUCCUAAAUCUUACUACGUUCCGCCUCUAAAUAGGCCUAGUUUGACGACCGAAUCGACCGGUCAUGAUAUUCCGGUUAUUGACCUGGAUGGACUGACCAAUAAUCCUGCUCGUCGAUCACCCAUUAUUGAAGACAUCUCAAAAGCUUGCAAGGAUGUUGGCUUCUUUCAAAUUGUCAACCACGGGAUAUCCCAGAGAGUUCUGGACGAUGCUCUUUCAGCAGCUUUCAAAUUUUUUAAUCUCUCAAACAAGGAGAAGAGCAAAUUCAUGUCCAAUGACGUCCAUAACCCCGUGAGAUACGGAACAGGCAUAAAAGAUGGAUUGGAUAAGAUUCAAAACUGGAGGACAUUUCUCAAACACUAUGCGAACCCUCUUGAUCAAUACAUUUCACUCUGGCCCGAAACUCCACAGGAAUACAGGGAAAAGAUGAGUGAAUACUCAAAAGCGGUGCAUAAAUUAGGAGUCUCGCUCAUGGAAGCCAUCACUGAGAGUUUGGGCCUUGGCCCGGCUUACAUGAGUGCCAAAAUGGAAGAAGGAAGCCAGACGAUUGUGGUUAACUGCUAUCCACCAUGCCCACAGCCGGAUCUCGCAUUAGGAUUCUCGCCGCAUUCCGACUACUCGUGCGUAACCAUCGUCCUUCAGAGCUCCUCUGGCCUCCAAAUUCAGGACCCGUCCGACGGGAAAUGGAGCGAUGUCCCGAAUAUUCACGGCGCUUUACAAGUUAACGUCGGUGAUUGCGUGGAGGUUCUGAGCAAUGGGAUGUAUAAAAGCGUUAUUCAUAAGGUCAAACUCAGCUCUGAUACCACCAGAGUAUCAAUUGCUAGCCUUCAUAGCCUGGCGCUGAAUGAGAAAAUGGAAACUGCCCCUGAACUUGUGAAUGAACAAAACCCGAAAGGUUACAGAGAGAGCAGUUUCGAAGAAUUACUGGAUUUCAUUUCUAAGAAUGAUAUUACUGAUGGGAAGUUUUUCAUUGAUACUCUAAGGCUUAAACGUAAUGAUUAGUUACUUUCCGCUUCGGCUUUGGCUUUUCAAGAAUGGCACCCUUUAAAAAUGUUGCACAAGUGGUAAGUCCUGGUUUUGCACUAUUUUCUCGACGACGGGCCAGUGCAAUAUUAAAUCUUCAAGUUCCUAAAAAUGGGUUUCUUUUCUUUUCUUAAAUAGAAUGAGAUGAAGUGUUGUUGUUUCUUCUUUUUCUCGGGAAAAAUUAGUUAGCAGCACUUAAAAUAAGAGUCAACAAAGAAGGAAUGUAUAGAAUAAUACUCCACUCAUUCCGAAAUAAUUGUCUUCAAUUUGAUUUUUUAAUAUUAAUAUAAAUUGUACUAAAAGCGACCAAACUGAAUUAUUAUUUUGGGAUAGAGUAGUAUUAAGUAUGUAACUUUUUAAAUUUUGUUUUUGUUUUUUUGUCAGUGUCUACAAC